UGUAGAGACUACACCGCAGUAUGAUUCUGCGUGCUCUGUUAAUUGUGUUGGCGCUGUUCGGUUAUAGCAGCGCCGUAUACAGCCGCGAGCGUGACCGUCUGCGAGCCGACCCGCGGCUAAUUGACCGCGCUUGUGAGCUUAGCUCCUGUUAUCCGGCCACCGGUAACUUACUCAUUGGACGCGAAGCACGCCUCUUUGCCUCUUCGACUUGUGGCUUGCACAACCGCCAGCGCUAUUGUAUCGUUUCACACCUAGAACCGAAACAGUGUUUCUGGUGCGAUUCUACCAACGCUACUCUGCAUAAUCCUUAUCUUAACCAUCGGAUACAGAAUAUUAUCUACAAGUAUUAUCCGGGAACUCGAGUCAAGUCAUGGUGGCAAUCAGAAAACGGCAAGGAAAACGUAACAAUUCAGUUGAACAUGGAAGCAGAGUUUCAUCUCACGCAUUUGAUAAUACAAUUCAGAACGUUUCGUCCUGCUGCGAUGUUGGUUGAGAGAUCCUUUGACUUUGGAAAAACCUGGCGGACCUACCGAUACUUUGCUCACAACUGUGAAAACUUGCCAGUUCCGCAUCACACUCAAAGAUCGUUGACUGAAGUUGUAUGCGAGUCUCGUUACUCUGGAGUGUCUCCUUCGACUGAAGGAGAAGUGAUAUUUAGAGUACUGCCGCCAAACAUAAAUGUUACAAAUCCUUACUCUGAAGAAAUCCAAAACUUAUUACGCAUGACAAAUCUCAGAAUUAAUUUUACCAAACUGCACACUUUGGGAGAUGAUAAAUUGGAUAACAGAAAAGAUAUACAAGAAAAAUACUACUACGCGAUUUAUGAAAUGACAGUUCGUGGAUCGUGCUCGUGUUAUGGACAUGCCUCUAGGUGCUUGCCGAUGCCUGGAGUAGAGUCGAAGACUAACAUGGUACACGGGCGUUGUGAAUGUAACCAUAACACUCGGGGCUUGAAUUGUGAAUACUGUGAAGAUUUUUACAACGAUCUUCCUUGGCAACCUGCAGUUGGUAAAACUUCGAAUGCCUGCAAGCGAUGUACAUGCAAUAAUCACGCGACAACUUGUCAUUUUGAUCCUGCGGUCUACAAUAAAACAGGAAAAAUAAGUGGUGGUGUUUGUGAUAAUUGCCAGCAUAAUACUAUCGGUGUAAACUGUGAACGUUGUAGGCCCAAGUUUUAUAAGGAUCCCAGCUUAGACAUACAAAGUCCGGAUAUAUGCAAACCAUGUGAUUGUGAUCCACAUGGCACAACUGAUGAGGAAGUGCUUUGUGAAGGUGAAACCGAUGAAGAGAAUAAUAAAAUUGCCGGCCAAUGUUUGUGCAAAACAAAUGUAGAUGGAACCAGAUGUGACAGAUGCAAAAAUGGAUUUUGGAACUUUGAUCCCAAUAACCCCUAUGGCUGUGAAGCCUGCGCCUGUAACAACUUAGGAACCGUGACUGAAAAGGGAUGUGAUCCAACAAUAGGAGAAUGCUUCUGUAAACGUCAUGUUACUGGAAAAAGCUGCGACCAGUGCUUGCCUGAAUUUUAUGGUUUAACUGACAGUGAAGAUGGGUGCUUACCAUGUGAUUGUGAUAUGGGUGGGUCAUUAGACCACGAAUGUGAUGUUAUAACAGGCCAAUGUAAAUGUAGACCUAAUGUAAUCGGACGCAGAUGUGAUCAACCACUACAAAAUUUUUUUAUUGGAGCUUUAGAUUCUAUUGUAUAUGAGGCAGAGUCAAGCCAGUGUAAUUUACAAAUCGAUGAUAAUGCGAUCCAAAGUCAAGCAUGCCGCGUUUUUAUAAGAGAAAAUUAUCCAGAUGGCAAAAAAGAAACUUGGUCCGGCCCUGGGUUUAUGAAACUACCGGAGAGUAGUACAUUAGUAUUCACUGUUAAUGAUUUGCAAACGAGUAUGAACUACAACAUAUUAAUAAGAUAUGAACCACAAUCACCUUUAGAUUGGAAAGAGGCAACUAUUUUAAUAAAAAGACCGUACCCUGUAGAUGCAGAGUCUCCUUGUGCUAGUAAAGGGCCAGAAAAUGAUAAUAUAGCUACUUAUCUUCCCGCAAAUCAACGAAGUGUACUGGUCAAACCUGCUGUGUGCCUAGAAAAAAAUCGGGAAAAUGAAAUAAGAAUAUUUAUGGGUCGACAAAAUGCGCAAUCGUCAAAUUCAAGAGCCACUAUUUUGAUUGAUUCGAUCGUUCUCAUACCAUCGUUUGAUGACUUACCAUUUUUAACAAACGGGACAGCAAUGAGAGAUGAGUUUGAACGUUAUAACUGUGGUGAUUCCUAUUAUUAUAAUCUAAAUCGUGAUAAUAUACCCGAAAUUUGCAAAAAAUAUCACGCAAGCAUUGGAUUUUACGUACGCAGAGGUUCUCAGCCCUGCCAGUGUGAUCCGACAGGUUCAAAAAGUCACCAAUGCGACCCUUACACCGGAUUUUGUCAAUGCGUAGAAAACAUUGUUGGGGCCCGGUGCGAUCGGUGUGCACCCGGUACAUAUGGCUUCAGUAAAUUUGGAUGUAAACGGUGUGACUGUAGUAGUAUCGGCUCACUCGAUAAUUUCUGUGAUGCAACCAGUGGUCAAUGCAAAUGCAGAGCAAACACUUAUGGUCGUGCGUGCAACUUGUGUCAACCAGGAUACUUUAACUUUCCGAAUUGCCAGCAGUGCGAUUGUAAUGGGCAUGCAUUCGAAUGCGAUGACAAAACGGGAGCCUGUAAAGAAUGUACAGAUUAUACAGAGGGGAAUCGAUGUGAGAGAUGUGUUGAAGGUUAUUAUGGUGAUCCUCGCUUGGGCUUUGACAUACCAUGUAGACCAUGUCCAUGCCCUGGUAUCAAAGGAGAUACAAACAAAAAUAGUCACGCAGAUCGCUGUGAACUUGAUCCAGAAACGAAAGACGUUGUCUGCGAUUGCAGAGAAGGAUACGCGGGGCCGUUAUGUGACGUAUGUGCGGAUAAUUACUAUGGUGAUCCACUGCGAGAUGUUUGUAAAAAAUGUGAAUGUAACGAUAAUAUAGAUAUUACAAAACCUGGUAACUGCGACCCCUACACUGGAAAAUGUUUGCAAUGUUUAUAUAAUACCGCUGGAGAUAGCUGUGGCGUUUGUGAAACAGGAUACUAUGGUGAUGCUUCAGAAAAAACUUGUUACAAAUGCAAUUGUUCAGUUUUAGGUACUAACUUUACCAUUGGAGACUGUGAUAAUAUCACUGGACAAUGUCCUUGUCAUCAAAAUGUCAUGGGAAAAAAUUGCGAUCAAUGCACGGAAAAUCAUUGGAGAAUUGCAGUUGGCACGGGAUGUGACCCUUGCAACUGUGAUGCCGUAGGCUCAUUAUCUCCUCAAUGCAAUCCAUACAUUGGAAAAUGUGACUGCAAGCCAGGGUAUGGUGGCAGGCAAUGCGACCAAUGUCAAGAAAAUUAUUGGGGCAAUCCCAAUAUUGAGUGUUUUGAGUGUGAUUGCGAUCCAAACGGUUCGAUUUCCCAACAAUGUAUGAGAGAAAAUGGGUCUUGUAUUUGUAAACCAGGAAUUGGUGGUCAUAAAUGUUUUACAUGUGCGAGAGGUUUUCUCGGAGAUGCGCCACAUUGUUAUGCAUGUGGAGAAUGUUUUGAUAAUUGGGAUCGAAUAAUAGACUAUCUACGCAUAGAAACUGAUUCUGCCAUUAGAAAUGCUAGUAAAAUAAAAUCGAUUGGUGCAACAGGAGUGUACACAAGAGAUUUUGACGAAAUGACGACAAAGUUAAUGACCAUAGAAAACAUUAUACAAAGAGAAAAAGAAGGACAGUCAACCAUCCCUGAUUUAUUAUCCAAUAUAACAAACAUACAAAAACUUAUCACAAAAACCGAACAAAAAAUAAAAAACAGCAACAGGCAUCUAAAUGAUGUGACAGCCAAAAUAAAUCUCGGAAACGUCACUUUGGAUGGUAUAAGAAAAGAAACAGAUAAAUUAAAAUCAAAAGCUAUCGACCUAGGGAACAACGCCACUAAGUUACAAGAAGCUAAUUUAGAAGGAGCACUUAAUCUUACACGGGAGGCUAAGCACAGAGCAGUCAAAGCUUUAAAUGAUGCUAAUCAUCUACAAAAUGAUAUAGCAAAGACAGAUCGUCAACUGAAAAAUACAGACAGACUUAUAGAAAUGCAAUAUGGCAACUUUAAUACUACUCAAAAUGAAAAUGACAAAAAACUUACCCAAAUGCAAGAACAGGUAGAUCGACUUGAAACUAUAAUACCUAAAUUAAAUGAUAAAAUGUGCGGACAGGAAACAGAUACUUGUGAUAUAUGUGGAGGUGCAGGAUGUGGCAAAUGUGGUGGGAUAUCGUGUGAUCAAGGAGCUGUAACAAAAGCCGAACAAGCCCUUGAUUUUGCCAAUAAAACCGAAUAUAGAAUCAAAGAACACGAACUUAGCGCUGAGGAUAUGUAUAAAAAUAUCUCACAAGUAAGACAAAAUACUGUUUCAGUUAGAUCAAAAGCUAGUGAUUUAUACAAUCGAGCGUUUCAUUUUAAAUCAACAGCAGAAAGAGUAACUAAUGAAAGUCAAGAAUUGACAGCAGAAUUAAAAGACUUUUUAUCGAACACAUCCAAUACUCCAGCCGAUGUUAGAACGUUAGCAAACGAUAUUCUUAAUCUGUCAAUAAGAAUCGAACCUAAAGAAAUUACAGACUUAUCACAGAGAAUCAAUGAAUCAGUUUCGCAGUUGACUAAUAUUGAAAAUAUAAUUGCAGAAACUGCACCGGAUUUGGAAAGGGCUAAAGCUCUCAAAGACAAUGCAACUUCUGCCAGUAAUAAUGCCAAUCUAACGUUAGAUAUGGCGAACAAAGUUCUACAAUCUCUUGACGAGGCUCAAGCAGCACAAGAUGCGGCUGAAAACGCAAUAGAAAAAGCGAAUAGCGAUAUAGAAGCCGCGAAAAGUGAUUUAAUUCCAAUAGCAUUAGAGACUGAACAAGCGCAAAAAAAAGCAAAUGAAACUAUAGAAGACGUUGAAGCCCUACGAUUACGACUUUCGCAUUUACAAAAAGAUAUCUUAAAGAUUGAAAGCGACGCGGAACAAGUAAAACACGAAGCAGAUGAUGUUGUUAAUCGUGCAGAAGGCGCGGAACUCAAAGCAAGACAACUCCGACAAAAUUUCAAGCAAACAAAUAAGUCCUUAACAGAACGGUCUAGUCAAACUCUUAAUUCAAGGGAACGAGCACAAAUGUUGCUGGACCGUGCUACGAAGCUAGCUAGUGAAACACAAACGCAGUUAAAGCUCUUAGCAAACAUGGAAGAAUUAUACAAUGACCAUAACGAACAACUGAAUACAUUAGAAAAUGAAAUAGCUGUUCUGAAUACACAAAUGAAUUAUUAUUUGUCUGAAAUCACGAAACGAUCCGAGAACUACAGAUCUUGUACGACAUAAAUUACCUACUCCUGUUUAUAUAGGAGUGUGCCAUAUUAACAUAAUAUUUAGAUCAAUAUACCUACCAAAAUAAUUAUAUAAUGAACAUUCAUAAUAAUCUGUUAUUGAUUCAAGAGUCCGUAAAGAUAUAUUUCUGAAACGAUUCGUAUGACGAAGAAAAAAACCGUUUGCUAUGUCGUUUAUUUGUAUUAAACAAUUUGAG
Molecule: messenger RNA, 5562 nt
Organism: Bombyx mandarina (wild silkworm)
Lineage: Eukaryota; Metazoa; Arthropoda; Insecta; Lepidoptera; Bombycidae
Product: laminin subunit beta-1
Biological process (GO): animal organ morphogenesis; tissue development
Source: RefSeq, a predicted model, not a curated record